Molecule: messenger RNA, 3583 nt
Organism: Eruca vesicaria subsp. sativa (arugula)
Lineage: Eukaryota; Viridiplantae; Streptophyta; Magnoliopsida; Brassicales; Brassicaceae
Source: the annotation of a GenBank genome assembly
UUGGAAGAAGACAGUUAAAAAGUGGCGUCAGUCAGUAUCAUUUUUUUGGUAAUCAAAGACCAUUUUGUUUGCGCAAACCAAAAGCGCCCUCGAAAACGAAACGAAACAAAAACACCUCAACGAUGAAACUCCUCCUCAGACCUCUCUAGAUCCUCUUCACCCCCCGCCCGUACACAAAACAUUUUCUGAUUAUUGAUUUCAAGAACGUCUUCCCGUUUGGAUCUACUGAAUAAUGAUGUGGAAGUGAGAUGCAGCCUAAUCUGUUCCCAUUCGGCACAGUUCAAUGGCGGCGAUCUAAACGACCUUGGUGGAUUCGAGAGCUCUAGACUUUUUCUCUUCUUACUCACUAAGGCAUAUGGAUUUCUCCAAAGUCGGGGAAAAAUUCCUCAGCUCUGUGAAAUCCGCUAAAUCCCUCGGACUCUUACCCUCCUCCUUCUCCGAUCGCCCUGAGAUUCCGGCACGUGCCACGGCUGCAGCUGCUGUUGCACGUGCUUUGGCUGGACUUGCUCCUGAUCAGAGAUUAAGCAUAUCAUCUUCUGCUACUGAGCUUAGUUUAAUAUAUGGUGGUAACAGACCUCCUCCCCAAGAAGUUGAAGAGCUUGAACAAGGCUUCUACCAAGAGGACUUUGAUCCAGUAAGGCAUAUUUUGGAGAAUGUACCGGAUGAUCAAACUGACCUUGCUUUUUUUGAGAAACAGGCCACUUUGAGGUUGGUGCAGCUGGAUAGAGUGGCCGAAGAUCUGUCUCAUCAUGUUAUGGAGCAUCAUCAAGUUAUGGUGAAGGGGAUGAAUUUGGUUAGAGAAUUGGAGAAAGAUUUGAAGGUUGCUAAUGUCAUCUGCAAAAAUGGAAGACGGAAUUUGACUUCUUCCAUGAAUGAGGCUUCAAGAGAUCUUAUCGUACACACUCAUUCCAAAAAGAAACAAGCUCUUCUGGACAUGCUUCCUAUAUUAACCGAUCUUCGCCAUGCAAGAGUAAUGCAGUCAAGUCUUGAAGACCUUGUUGACGAAGGAAACUAUUGCAAGGCAUUUCAAGUUUUAUCUGAGUACUUGCAGCUUCUUGACAGUCUAUCUGAGUUUUCAGCUAUCCAAGAGAUGACCCGUGGUGUAGAGGUUUGGUUAGGACGAACUCUUCAUAAGCUGGAUUCACUUUUGUUGGGCGUUUGCCAAGAGUUCAAAGAAGAUAGUUAUGUAAUGGUCCUUGACGCUUAUGCACUGAUCGGUGAUGUCUCUGGUCUCGCCGAGAAGAUACAGAGCUUCUUUAUGCAAGAAGUUAUCUCAGAAACGCACUCAGUGCUAAAGACAGUUGUUGGGGAGGAUAACAGUGCUGCCACCCAAUUUAGUAGACUUACAUACAGCGAUCUAUGUCUUCAGACACCAGAAUCCAAGUUUAGGCAAUGUCUUUUGAGAACACUAGCUGUGCUAUUUCAGUUAAUAUAUUCGUACCAUGAGAUAAUGAGUUUCGCUCCAGAAAAGAAGGUAGAAAGUUACAUCUCAACGAGCUCUGCAACAACUCAAAAGAUUGAUUCAGUGUCAGACACUUCUUGCGAACUACAGGAUGAUGGUCUCUCGUCAGCCAUAAGUUCAGCAAGCGUGCCUACCAUUUCUGCUGAAGAGUCUAGUGGAGGAGAAACCUCCAUUCUCGUAAAGCAAGCGUCUAAUAGUGCAGUAGACGACUCUAGGGAUUUUGGAGAUACACUAUCUAAUGGCGAGUCACCAUGGUACCAUCUACGAAAAGAGAGUGCUGCCUUUGUUUCAGAAACUCUGCAAAGAGGACGCAGAAAUCUUUGGCAACUUACAACAAGCCGCGUGUCAGUUCUGCUCUCAUCUCCAGCUGCUUCUUCAACAAGUAUACAUCAGUUCCUAAAAAAUUAUGAAGACCUGAGGGUCUUUAUCCUUGCUGGGGAAGCGUUUUGUGGAUUUGAAGUUGUUGAUUUUAGGGAGAAGCUAAAGGGUGUAUGCGAAAAUUAUUUCUCUGCAUUCCAUAGGCAAAGCAUGCAUGCGCUCAAAAUGGUCCUGGAGAAGGAGACGUGGACGAAACUGCCACCUGGUACUGUGCAAGCUAUUAAUUUUUCCGGUCUCGUGGGGAAUGGGGCUCCCCUAAUUAUGUCUUCCCGAAGUGCCUCUGGUGCUUCCAGAGUCUUUUCGAAUAAGUCAGAUGACUCGACUGGUCCUAGUGGGAACAGGAGUGGAUUCUCAUAUUGGUUGAAAAGUGGAAACCCUUUCUCUGCAAAGUUAACUUACUAUCGAGAAGACCAAGACUACUCCUCUGUCAAUGGAGCUGGCUCUGGAGAUUUCGAAGGGAAUGAUUGUAUUCACGAGGACGUUGUAAAUCCCAAGAUAAGAGAUGCAAAACGCAGUAACGGAGGUAGUCCUGUUUCAGGAGACGAAAACGAAGACCUUCAUGCUGACUAUAUUGACGAGGAUAGUCAGCUUCCAAGACGAAGUUUUACACGUAGUGUAUCAAGGAGUUCUUCUUCACAUAUCAGUACUAAUGAUGAUUUGACAGCUCAAACAGGAUCCUCACUUUGUCUUCUAAGGUCUAUGGAUAAGUACGCGAGGCUUAUGCAGAAACUAGAAAUUGUUAAUGUCGAAUUCUUUAAGGGAAUAUGCCAAUUGUUUGGGGUCUUUCUCUAUUUCGUGUAUCAAGUAUUUGGUCAAGAAAAUACGAAUUCAGGUGGAAAAGGAGUUACCGACUCUUCCAAUCAUCGUUUGAAAAGCUGCUUAUCCCGGAUAUCACAAGAAUGUGAGCAAUGGAUAAAGCCUCAGUUUUCAUCGUCACCAUCUUCUUCACUUUCCUUCCCCAACACACUCCCUAGUCUUGCGGACGUGACUCCAGCGAGUCCUAUAAAAACAUCUGGUCACGUAUCAGGCACAUCUUUUAGUCUCAAGGAAAGAUGCGCUGCAGUGGACACUGUUUCUCUUGUGGCUCGAAUACUGCAUAAAUCAAAAGCUCAUUUCCAAUCGAUGCUUUUGUCAAGAAAUGGCUCUCUGGUUGAAGACUUCUUUGGUCAACUGGUUGGUUCCGUACCUGAACUGACAGAGCACUUACAUAGGACAACUGCAAGGAUACUGCUGCAUGUUAAUGGAUAUGUAGAACGGAUUGCUAAUUCUAAAUGGGAAGUCAAGGAGCUUGGAGUGGAGCAUAAUGGGUAUGUUGAUUUGAUGCUCGGGGAAUUCAAACACUACAAAACAAGGCUUGCCCAUGGAGGCAUUUCACAGGAGGUCCAAAAUCUCCUACUGCAAUAUGGAGUUGAAAUAUUUGCGGAGAUGCUGGUCGAAGGGUUCUCUCGAAUAAAAAGAUGUACUGAUGAAGGACGUGCUCUCAUGUCAUUAGAUAUUCAGGUCCUGAUAAAUGGGCUACAGCACUUUGUGCCGACAAAGGUGAAGCCAAAGUUACAGAUAGUCGAAACAUUUAUCAAGGCAUACUAUCUGCCAGAGACGGAAUAUGUCCACUGGGCAAGAGCUCAUCCGGAAUAUACGAAAGCACAGGUCACUGGACUGGUGAAUUUAGUAGCCACCAUGAAAGGCUGGAAGAGGAAAACGCGACUAGAAGUUGUCGAUAAGAUUGAAUCAGCUUCUGCAUAG